This is a messenger RNA of Xiphophorus couchianus (Monterrey platyfish), 4691 nucleotides long. It is a transcript of the gene phactr4a, whose product is annotated as phosphatase and actin regulator 4a. Gene Ontology annotation, molecular function: actin binding. NCBI's taxonomy places the organism in Eukaryota, Metazoa, Chordata, Actinopteri, Cyprinodontiformes, Poeciliidae. Gene Ontology annotation, biological process: actin cytoskeleton organization; neural crest cell migration. The coding region runs from base 370 to 3963 and encodes 1197 amino acids. The transcript has 15 exons. The record is from RefSeq and is a predicted model, not a curated record.
UCAGUAUGUAAUCUAUCUUCGGAGGUUAACGUCCAAGUAUCCAUUGACAACAAAUUGUCGACAGAAAAAGUCUGAAUACUUUAUUUUAAAGUACGCGGAAGAAGUUUGCGGAAUAUUCAGCGGAUGUGUUUACGCUGUACUUUUGCCCUCCUGUUCUCAAAGUUAGUUUUGUGACUUAAUUAGACUGAAACCUAAUUCGUGGGAGCUAGUUCCGCCUUGUGCUCCCUGUGGGUCAUGGACAGCAGCGAGGAGUGUCAGGAGUAACCAGGACGCCGGUGGGAAACGCGUCUCCGGGUCUUGACGGUCGGUCCACCUCCACACAGUUAAAGUACUAGAAAAGGUACUAACGGCUGAGUUUUGGACACUGUAAUGGAAAAACCUGAUGAUAAGGUCGACUUGCAACAGAGCACACCAGGGUCUGAAGAAGGAAACUCUGGAGGAGGAGCACCCCCAGCAAAGCGGAAAAGCAAAUUUUCCAUGGGAAAGUUCCUCAAGCCCUUUAGAUUUAAGAAGAAGAAGCCAAGUGAGAAGUUCUCUGAAACAUCUAAAGAAUUGGAAAGAAAGAUUUCUGUCAGAAAAUCUCGCAAUGAGCUGAUUGCUAGAGGAGUUUUAAAAGAGAUCCCUGAAAAUGGGAGCAACAAUGAAAUCCACCUCAAAGAUCCACCAGUUAAAAAUGGGCACCCUGUACAAACAGAUGCCGAUAGGGUGUCAGAAAUGGGAUAUCAAAAGGCUGACAUCAAGGCAAAUCCCAUUAGGUAUUCUCAAGGAGAAGACCGUCGCAUCAGAACACCAUCGGACUCUUUGCUUAUCCGGGCGCCUCUGGAUGUGGACAGAUAUGCAAAGUUGCCCAUGGAUGUAGACAGACGAAGCCGCAUUCCCUUGGACUAUGAUAGAAGAGGGUCUGACCCUCCACAAGAUGAUAGACCCAUUAAAGACAAGAAGAGGGAUGGCCAAGAUGGCCAAGCCAUUCGGGAAAGGAGGGAUCGAGACAACAAGGAGAGGAGGGAUCAAGACGACAGGGAGAGGAGGGAUCGGGAUGACAGGGAAAGGAGGGAUCGGGACGACAGGGACAGGAGGGAUCGUGAUCCGGACGAGAGGGAGAGGCGGGAUCAUAAUCCUGACGAGAGGGAGAGGCGGGAUCGUAAUCCUGACGAGAGGGAGAGGCGGGAUCGUAAUCCUGACGAGAGGGAGAGACGGGAUCGUAAUCCUGACGAGAGGGAGAGACGGGAUCGUAAUCCUGAUGAGAGGGAGAGGAGGGAUCGAGAUGAGAAGGACCGGAGAGAUCAUGAUCGGGACGAGAGGGACAAGAGAGAUCGUGAUCGGGACGAGAGGGGGAGGAAGGACCGCGAUCGGGACGAGAGGAGGGAUCAGGAUGAGAGGAGGGUUUCUGAUCGGGACGAGAUGGAGCGCAGAGAUCGGGACGAAAGGGAGAGGAGGGAUCGGGACGAGAGGGAGAAGAGAGAUCGGAAUAGGGAGGACAAGGAAAAGAGAGAUCGUGAUGAAAGAGAAUGGAGGGAACGGGAGCAGUAUGAAAAGGAAAAGAGAGAGCUUGAUGACAGAGAAAGAAAAGACAACAAAGAGCGAUGGCUUGAGCGUGACAGGAAGGAGAAUAGAGAGGAUAGAAAAGAUGAUAAAGUAAGAGAAGAUAGGGACAGGAAUUAUGCUCAGGUGGAGAGAGGUGAUAUCAGGGACAAACGGGAAGACCGGAUUAAGGAACAGGGAGAUGAACGUGAGAAAAUGGACAGAAUCUUGCCUGUCCCACGUUCAGUCCAUGACAUGGACUUGCGACCUCCAAUGCAGCGAAGCUCCUCAGAUGAUGACAAGAAAACUAUAUUGAACGUUGAACGAAGUUCCACGCUACCCAGAUAUAAACCAGGAGUCGAAUUCCGUGACCGCUCAGAGUCUGUCGGUGUCCGAUUGAUCCCUGACCAUUCCCCGGAGCAAGAUUCCCAAAAACAACUACCUUUACCCAAGCAAGCUUUGGUUCCCCCUAAAUUCCCCACUGGUCAUCUUUCCAAGUCCACCAGUUCGACCCUGUCCUUCUCUUCCUCGUCUUCUACCUCGUCCAGCUGUUCUGUUGAAGCUGCAAUUGUCAAGCCCCCAAGAACUGUCUCUCUCGUAGUAAAUGACCAACUUCAGCUGACUCUUGCUGGUGCUUUGUCAGCAGACUCUGACGCACCUCCCCCUGUUCCACCCCACACAAAGCAGCCCCCUGUCCCUCCCCAUGUCCAGCAGCCCCCUGUCCCUCCCCAUGUCCAGCAGCCCUCUGUCCCUCCCCAUGUCCAACAACCUCCUGUCCCUCCCCAUGUCCAGCAGCCCUCUGUCCCUCCCCAUGUCCAACAACCUCCUGUCACUCCCCAUGUCCAACAACCUCCUGUCCCUCCCCAUGUCCAGCAGCCCCCUGUCCCUCCUCAUGCUCAGCAGUCCCCUGUUGUUUUCAAGCUACCUCCUGUGCCUCCACCUAAACCCACCAACCGCAACAGCAAUCCUCCAGCGCUUGCUUCCUCCCUGAACAGGGCGCCUCAGGUCAGGCAGCCGUGCUCCUGGAGGGGCUCGGGACUUGAGCAGAGCCGGGCCGGCCUCUACCUCUCUCUGCCCGUGUACCUACGCCACAGGGCUGACCGGACCCGCUCAGCUGAGUUCUCUCAGGCCAGCGGCGGCUUGAACACCGUCAUUGCUCCUGCUAAGCGCUCCCCACCAAUCCCACCCAAAAGGACGACCCCCGUCAACAAGCACUACUCUGUAGACCCAUCCCUCCCCACUCAGGUUCCCGAGCCGCCCUCUGUUAACCCCGCAGUGCCCCUUGCCGUCCCUAAAGGUGGAAGCAGUGAGGACAGGACGCCCAUGACUGUCCCCCAGAGGAUGGCGGAGGCCGCGCUCCCGCUGCCCGCCCACAUACCCCCGUCUCCUCCCAGGGUGAAGUUGCUCCGUCCACCUCCCACCUCGUUUGCCGGGGCCGUUCCCGUCAUCCAGACGGACCUCCCCACCCCGACCAUGGAGCUGCCCAGCCAGCCUCCGGCCGUCCCGCUGCACAUCCUGAUCAAGAGAGCUCUGAACAGCCCUGGCGCAGUCCAGCCUAACCCUGAGGGAUCCCAGAGGGCCCACUCACUGCUCUUUGAGCUUCCCCCAGAGGUCCCUGACGACCCUGAAGAGGCGCUGCUGAACUCUCGUCACUCCCUCCCCGUCUUCAUCGAACCUCUGAGGCUACCAGAGGAUGAUGACUUUGACAUGGAGGAAGAGUUGCAGAAGCUGAAAGCUCAGCGGAUCCCCCAGCAGCCGGAGCUGGAACCCCGGAGCAGGAGGGGCCUGAUCGGAGACCCCAGGGUCACAGCUAUACCCGAACAGGGCGGCCACAAGGACGACUCAGACUCCGAUGGGCCCAUCCUCUACAAAGAUGAUGACGAGGAGGAGGAGGAGGACGACGACGAAGAAGGCCCUGCAAGUGGGCUGGCGAGCCGUGUGCAGAGAAAAGACACGCUGGCUCUGAAGCUGGAGAGGCAGGAGAAGUAUGAGCGAGAACAGAGGGAAGGCCAGGAGAACCAGGAGGGGAUGAGCUGGAGCAACAGGGAGCAGUGGGUGGCUGUGAGGAACAAGAUCGGCACCACGCUCACACGGCGGCUGAGUCAGAGACCUACAGCGGAAGAGCUGGAGCAGAGAAACAUUCUUCAAGCCAAGAACGAAACGGAUCGACGGCUGGAGCGAUCCGAGAUCAAACGGAGACUCACCAGAAAGCUGUCUCAGAGGCCCACGGUGGCUGAGCUGCAGGCCAGGAAGAUCCUGCGUUUCCACGAGGACGUGGAGUCCACCCAUGCCGAGGACUACGACCGGAGAGCCGACAAGCCGUGGACCAAACUCACUCCUGCUGACAAGGCCGCCAUCCGCAAGGAGCUCAACGACUUCAAGAGCACAGAGAUGGAGGUCCAUGAAGAAAGCAAGAUCUACACCCGAUACCACCGGCCCUAGCUGCUCACAUCAUCAUGUAAAGCACUUCGGAAGCAGCAGCAGCAGCAGCUUGUCCCAUUUCCUCCUGUAACCUGAAGAUGGCGCCAACGCUACCUGAAGAGUCUCAGGAUGGUGUCGGACUGUGGUGGAGUCUGCAGGAGACGGUGGGCCCGGUGGGCCCGGUGGGCCGGUGGGCAUUGCAAUGGCUCAGUGACUGAACCAGAGAGGGUCCCUCACCAUGAGCCGGUUCUGCCUUAACGCUCCUGAACACUGGUACCAGGCUGAGGCCAAACAUGAGACUGGUUCAGAACCAGCCUCUGAUUGACUGUUUUUGUUAAUCACAAUCCCAUAUCACUAGAUGAUUUUUGAUAAGAGCACCUUAUGCUUCCUAACGGGGUUGAAUGAAAACUUAGCCUUUAAUUCUGUGUUUAUAUUUGAGAUUUUUGAAAGCAGGAAAAUGUACAUAUUUUUCUCUUCCUGUCUGUUUUAUGGUACUUUAUAUAUGCUGCUCUAUAGCGGAUGCAGCUGUAUGGAACAAUAAUGUAGAUUUAAUAAACUUUAUAUUGUAAACUACUGACUGGAAAUGCUGACAUGUUUUAAUUGUUUAGUGUUUCUCUGUUGUCAUUUCUGAGCAUUAAAGGUACGGAUCCUUUUUCUUUUUUUGAUACAGAGCCUGUAAGCUGUGUUGUCUGCAAACACUGAAUAACUGAUCGAUCUGAUUAGAAAAUAAAAAAACAAUGAUUUAUGAA